Octopus bimaculoides (California two-spot octopus) is the source of this 1952-nucleotide messenger RNA. RefSeq names its product putative cytochrome P450 12a5, mitochondrial. Lineage: Eukaryota; Metazoa; Mollusca; Cephalopoda; Octopoda; Octopodidae. The record is from RefSeq and is a predicted model, not a curated record. Gene Ontology annotation, molecular function: monooxygenase activity; oxidoreductase activity, acting on paired donors, with incorporation or reduction of molecular oxygen; iron ion binding.
CUGAAGCUCAAAAGAAAAAGGUAAAAUCCAAUCUGACAAACCACCAUUUAUGAAAGAUGGCUUGCAAUCUGCAAGUGUGGCGACCUUUCGUUCUAGUCCAUUCUGUAUGUUUACGAAAAUAUAUUCGUCAGUUAAGCGGCACUAUUGUAAGAACUGCUACCACAUUCAACAUACCGAAGGCAGAUAUAGAAUGCGCAGCAGACCAAAUUAUAAGGCAAAAAACAAUUAAUGAUAUUCCGGGUCCUUACAAAAUGCCGUUAAUAGGAUCAGCAUGGUUGUAUUUUCACAUCAAAUCGCCGACACAAAUACCGAAACUGAAUGAAUUUCUUCAUAAAAACUUUGGUGAUAUUGUAGCUGAAAAGUUACCAGGAAAUAAAAAUAUCGUACAUUUAUAUCGACCCGAAGAUUUUGAGGUUGUUUACCGCAACGAAGGGCCUUACCCAAUUCGAGGAGUUUUUCCUUUGCUAUGUACAUACAACAACAAGUACAACAAUGGUAUAUACGGACUCUCAUCAUCGGAAGGAAAAUAUUGGAAACAUACGCGAAGUGCUGUUCAGAAGAAACUCUUUCGAUUAGAAUAUACACAUAGCUUAUUCAAAGAGCACCAAAUACUGGCAGACGAAUUAUUACAGUUACUCGAUUCCAAAAAGGACGACGAAGGUGUGGUCACAGAUCUGAACAAAAUUCUGGAGCGAUAUACAUUAGAAGGUAUAGCUACAACAUGCUUUAAAGAAAGACUAGACGAGGACUGGAGGGAUAUGAACGAAAAUCAGAUGGGUAUCCAAUAUCUUCAGAUAUUAAAGAAAUCUAACCUCCAAAUCAUGAAAAGUCUGCUGUCUUUCCCGCUCUAUAUGUACUUCGAAACGCCUUUAUUUAAAGAAUUUUCAAACCUCACGCAACAGCUCGACAGAUUCAUCGAAAAUAAAAUGUUAGUCGAAGUUGAAAAGUUCACAAAACGACAGUGUCCGCACCACACAAAUACGAAAAUGGAAGAGGAAAGCGGUUGUCCACAUGCAGCUGGGAAGGCAUUUUUAGAAAAUGGUUUGCUUUGCCAGUUAUUACAAGAAAACCGACUGAACAAACAGGAAAUAACGACCAUCAUCAAAGACAUCAUUGCAUCAUCAGUUUUCACAUUAAGAAGCUUGUUGUCGUUUGUCUUAUACGCGUUAACACAACAUCCAGAAGCACAAGAAACGUUACGAGAAGAAAUUCGCAGACUUAUAUUUAACGAACAUACUAACGACAUAACGCAAACCACACUCGCAAAGAUGCCAUAUUUAAAAGCAUUUGUGAAAGAAACAUUAAGGUACUACCCAGUUAUUCCAGGAAACUUCAGACAGUUGUACAAGGAUAUAAACAUUCGUGGAUAUACAAUUCCGAAAGGGACAUACGUAAAAAUGCAUCAUAUAUGGCCGGCAAUGAGCGACGAAUACUUUGAAAAUGCAACAGAAUUUAAACCAAAUAGAUGGAUAAGAGAUUCGGAAGAAAGGGAAAUCACCCAUCCGUUCACUGUAAUGCAAUUCGGCUUCGGGCCGAGAAGUUGUUUGGGAAAACGACUUGCACUCACAGAAACUUAUUUAUUCAUUAUUAAAAUUUUAUCGAAAUAUUCCGUACAAUAUCCGACAGAUUCUUUCGAAAUUGUUUCCGAAUUACAACACCAUCCACCUACAGACAUGAAGUUCAAAUUUAUUGAUUGUCCAAUUGAUUCAACAUCUUAAUUUCUACGAAUAUUUUUUAUCUAUUUAUUUGGAACUUUCUUUUAGUUUCCUUUUAUGUUUUUCAUUUUUUUUUGUUUCCUCAAACAAAAUGAUCGUUAAUCAAUUUAACUUUCAUCAUAUCUGUGAUAUUAGUGUGAGAAAGGUGUGUAUAUGUGUGUGUGUGUGUGUGUAUACAUACAUACAUACAUACAUACAUACAUACAUACAUACAUACAUACUUAUAUAUAUAUACAU